AUGGCAGAAAAAUUCCCCUCGACAAGCACCACAGCAAAUCCAUCCAAGGUGGCAGACUUGAAGGUUGUGCAGGUGAAAAAGGGAGAAGAAGUCAAACUGAAUAUAAGCUGGGCCAUCAAUAUUGACGCUAGUAAUAAUUACCUGACAGGCACUUGGAUUACUAUUUCAGGAGAACCAGACUACUUCUGUGAAUACAACCCACCUUUUGCCAAAGCAAACCUCACAGGAUCAGAGCAGGCCGUAGCCCCCCGCCUGUGGAAUGCCCUGCCCCUGUCUCUCCAAGAGAAAACUAAAGCUGUCAUCAUAACUCUUGUUGGAGUGCUGGUCACUUUGAUGAUCCUGAGUUCCUGCUGCAUAAUCUAUAAAAGACGCAUAUCCACUUCUGCCUCGUAUUUGAGUGUCAAAAGCCUCCCAGUGGUUCCAGUUUCUGUUCUUGUGGUGUACCCUGCUGAGAAUUCAGCCUUCCAGCAUGCUGUGGUAGCACUGGCAGAGUUUCUACAGUUGCACGGUGGCUGCAGCGUAGCAAUUGACGUGUGGCAGCAGGGAAAAAUUGCAGGGUUGGGACCACUGCGUUGGUUAGUGGAGCAGGAGAAGGCUGCAGACUAUGUGCUGAUUGUUUCCCCUCAAGGAGAGACUCGAUCUUCACUGCUAAGUCAGUCUACUGCCAACCACAAUCUUCCAGAACAUUCCAUCCCAGCUGCGGCUCGUGAUCUUUACCCUCUGAUUCUCAAUAUGGUCGCAAGCCAUGCAAAGAACGCCAGUCAGCUGUCCAGGUUCUGGGUGGUGCAUCUGAACAAGAAACCUUCCAUAAUUCUGCCAGAACUGAAAGUGCGCAAGUCUUUCUGUCUAAUGAAAGAUUUGGACAAGUUAUGUGAGAGCCUUCAUGCCCCAAGGAAGUUUGGAAAGAAGAUUUCAUCUUUGCUGUUCAAACCAGGAGUUUUCUACAGUAAAAACAGUACAAAGUUAAAGGAGGCUAUAGAAAUGUUGGAGAGAGUGCAAAUCAAGCUCAUCCAGAGAAAUCCUGAUUGGAGGUGA
Molecule: messenger RNA, 1035 nt
Organism: Nematolebias whitei (Rio pearlfish)
Lineage: Eukaryota; Metazoa; Chordata; Actinopteri; Cyprinodontiformes; Rivulidae
Product: interleukin-17 receptor B
Exons: 8
Coding region: 1-1035 (344 amino acids)
Molecular function (GO): interleukin-17 receptor activity
Source: RefSeq, a predicted model, not a curated record